Triticum urartu is the source of this 844-nucleotide messenger RNA. RefSeq names its product guanosine deaminase. Gene Ontology annotation, biological process: purine nucleoside catabolic process. Gene Ontology annotation, molecular function: guanosine deaminase activity; zinc ion binding. Lineage: Eukaryota; Viridiplantae; Streptophyta; Magnoliopsida; Poales; Poaceae. The record is from RefSeq and is a predicted model, not a curated record.
CGAGCGCUGAUGUGGACCGAUGCUCCACCUUGAGCAGCCUUGGGCGUCAGACUGGACGAGCGACGACCUGGCACCAAGCACUUUCCUUUCCUCCUCGUUCCCACGGACCGACGGACGGACGGACGGGGCCGACAGGAGGCACCUCGUCGCUCGCUCCGCCGAUCCGCUCCCCUCCUCCUCCGCGGCCCUCACAUGGAGGAAGCCAAGGGUACGCUCUGCUCCGGUUAUCUCGCGGCCGCGCAAGAUAGGGAGCACAAGUUCUUAUCGAUAGCGGUAGAAGAGGCCUACCGAGCGGUCGACCGUGGCCAUGGGCGCCCAUUUGGCGCGGUCGUGGUCCGCAACGACCAAGUAGUGGUCAGUUGCCAUAACAUGGUUGUGAAGAACACCGAUGCAACCGCCCAUGCCGAAGUUACUGCAAUAAGAGAGGCUUGCAAGAAGCUCGGGAAGAUCGACUUGUCGGAUUGCGAAAUGUAUGCAUCCUGCGAACCUUGCCCGAUGUGUUUCGGCGCUGUUCGUCUAUCCCGGAUCAAGAGGCUGGUGUAUGGAGCCACGGCAGAAACUGCUAUUGCCAUGGGAAGCUGCUACCAGAACGCCAACUUGGAGAUAAAGCGAGUGGAUGGGAAUGGAGCCCUGCUUGCUGAACAACUCCUUGAGAACACCAAGGGGAAAUUCCAAAUGUACUAAUUGUGUAGAUAAAGACGACAUUGAUGUGAUUUCACACCACGGAAGCCCUUGAUGCUCAGAAAAAAAUAAUGCAAUUGUCAAAAAAAAUCUGUCAUUGGUGAUGAACUACAAACUGUCAAAUAGCAUAUAUAACAUGUGAUUCUGAUUUGAUCUUGCUUAA